AAGUCACACAUUACCAAUCAUCACUGUGAAACCGAACAGAGCGUUUGUGUACAAAGCUCAAGCUGCAAGCAAAGUGUAGAGCAGGAAAUCAAGAGAAAGAGAAGGGAGAGAAAAAGGAACAAUGGAUGUCUUCAGAUGGAUUCAAAUGUUUUCGGCUCUGACACCAAUGCUCCAGUUUACAGCAGUCGCUGUCGAAAACCCUGUUCCGUUCAAGGUCACAGUUGGAGUCGAUGUGUGGCUACCUUGUAAAAAUGUGAGAGAUACUCGGGGGGAAUGUGACGGCAUCAUCUGGACUUUCAGCCCUUCUGGCAAGAAAGUAACGCCGAGUGUUCAACCUGACGGAGACAGACAGACAGUUACAGGCGACUGUUCUCUGCACAUGAAGACGGUGAGAGCCAAGGAUGCCGGUCAAUACAAUUGCACUCAGGUCGACAAUUCGGGGCGAGAACAUGGUGAAGACACUGUGUAUGAUCUGCAAGUUUUUAUGAUCAGUGACGGCAAAGAAACGGCAACAACGCAGGCAACAGAGACUACGACAGCGUCUGCGUCCGGUGGUGCUUCGACAAAACCAAAAGAUUGGUGGUGGUUGUACUUCGGCGUGGCUGUGGUUGUGGCAGCACUUAUAAUAACGCUCGCUGUGAUCGGGUGGAGGAGAACUAAAGGUGAGAUGAAAGCUGAACUUUUUCUCGAUGAAACCAUAAGGACACUUUGGAUCGUUUGGUGGAAGCUCAAGUCAACUCCCAUUUGUGUCUUCCCAGCGCACCAAACACAGGCGGACGACAACGAUGCUGAUCCUGAAGAUGGCGUUUCCUACUCCUACAUCAGCCACACAAAGAAGAGCAGCAGUAACGUCGGGGUUCGGAGUAAAACUGACGAUGAUGAAAACGCAGUGACUUACGCCACUGUGAAAGUUUUCUGUGUCGAUUCCUCCGACCUCCACGCCAGCGUCAACUGACGAGACAAUCAAAACUCUUGUCACUGGAUCACUGGUUUACUUUAUGGAUUCUUUGUAUGAUCAGUUUCAGGAUGGAUUCAUAUGAAAGGAUUCGAAAACAGAAGGUUUUGUUGCGGGUUUUACGUUUUUAAUGUUUUAAGUCUUUAUUUGAUCUGAGUUGUUCAAUGUGUAAUAAUUUCACCAUGUAUUUGUUAGUUCCGUUAGCUUUGACCUGGUUAUGAAUUCAAAGCAAAAUGAGAGGAGGUGGCAUGUGACAUUACAUAGUUAUACAACUUACUGCAAAUGAUGCCACCAUUUAACAAAACAACACAAUAAGCUGAGUGAGCGAAAACUGUAAAAUUCCUAUGAAUAUGAAAAUAUGCCUAUGAAUCAUGUAACUAUGAAGAAGUUAGUUAGAAGGUAGAUAUGAGGCAGAAUAAAUAUAAUUUGAGGAAGUGACACCUUACUGACAAAAUCUAUUUCUAUCAAGUUUACAGACUGGGAACAAGAGAGAGUCUUUAAGAUAAACUUAACUCAUCUCACACCGGGGAAAUUCACUCGUUACAGCAGCAGAGUCAAGGCAACAUGAAAAAACAUGAAAAAAUAUUACAAAAUAUACAAUAAAAACAGAAGACAAAAGACUAUAGAAAAUACUAUAGAAAAAGCUAUGUAUAUAUAUAUAUAUUUAACAGAUUUCAAAGUAUUGUCCUUGUGAAAUCUGAUUUGCCUUAUUCAUUCAUUGUGCAAUGUACAGGUAGGGUAAUGUAUGGCAUAUAUGGAAUAUGACCUGGUGACACGGCACAGUGACACAAGAAUUACCACAAAUUACCACGAAUAGAAACAUAUAUACAAGUUAAGCACAAGACGGCUUGUUUGCUUUUUAAUGCGAGAAAAUCAUACUUAACUUAACUAUUUGCAGUUCUUUUGUUUUGUUUUUCGUGUGCCGGCAUGUUUUGUCAAAUGUUCUAUUUCUACACAUCGAAGUGAAAAUGUAUACGACUGUUGGUACACAAUAAAGCUAUGAAAAAGGAAA
Scophthalmus maximus (turbot) is the source of this 1967-nucleotide messenger RNA. RefSeq lists its product as uncharacterized. The transcript has 6 exons. The record is from RefSeq and is a predicted model, not a curated record. Lineage: Eukaryota; Metazoa; Chordata; Actinopteri; Pleuronectiformes; Scophthalmidae. The coding region runs from base 122 to 955 and encodes 277 amino acids.